CACAAAUUCUCUUUCUGUCUACACGAAGCUCACUCUCUCUGUUCCGCUUUUGCUCGGAGGCUUUUGGUCCAUUCUCUCUCUCUUUGCUUCCCUCUGUGCCAUCUAUUUUCUGGAUUUGGGAACUCAAAAAUUUUGGCUACAACUUUAUUCAACCUGUUCACAAGUAGUUGAGCAGGAAGGCAUCGAUAGUGAUGGAUCUGAUGACACUGUUUUAUGAGUUAAUGACCACCACAAUAAUUUUGGUGACAUGGCCAUUCUGGCUUUUCAAAGUGGCAUGUUUUUUUGGCAUGAAAACUGUUUUCGUUAUUAUUCACACUUCGAUAGAGUUGGUAAGCGCUGCAAUCUGCUUCCACCUGAGUCUACUCUCCAGAGCCAUAAUUUUGACAGUUGCUCUUAUAUCCCUGCCAGCACAGAUUUUGAAUGCCUUGCAGAGAGAGAAGCAGCUCGAACUGUAUCUGCAUGAUAUGCAGAUUGAAUUGGAGAAUCUUGUGUGGGAUAGGAAGGAAUUGCAAGAACAUCUUCAAACAGCCAUGAAAGAGGGUAAAAUGAUGGAGUUGAUAUUAGCAGAGCUUGAAGAGGAAUAUGACAAGGCCAUUGCCAAAAUUGAACAAUUAGAGGGUGAGUUUCAGGAUUUGAAAAAUGAGAAUCUUUGGCUGAAAGAAAUUCAGGCUAAGGAAUAUUGGAGAAGUAAAGGUCCAGAUGACACAGGCAAUGGCCAAAACAGUGGCCUUUCUGACAACCAUGGCAUUCCCUAUGGGAUCCCAUCAUUGAAAUCCAGUGGUAUCUUUCUCCAAGACCUGAUGAUGCCCAAAGACAUUUGGGGUGAUGAGAGCAAAACGAAAACAGAGUAUCUCAAUUUCAUAAAAGCCAGAACAAAAUCUUGUGGGUCUACCCCACCAAUUAACCCUGAAAUCAUCACCAGACAAGCAGAUGUGAAUGGAGUCCUUGACAAACGCAGGGAGGCUGCACUUUCAAAGAGCGUUUUCAGUGCGGUAUUAUCGCUUUUGGUUGGAAUGAUUAUCUGGGAAGCUGAAGACCCUUGCAUGCCCCUUGUGGUUGCCCUUUUCACAGUAGUCGGCAUGUCGUUGAAGAGUGUAGUUGAGUUCUUCUCCACCAUAAAGAACAAACCUGCUUCUGAUGCAGUCGCACUCUUAAGCUUCAACUGUUUUAUUCUUGGCAUGCUUACCUACCCAGCACUGCCAAGAGUUGCCAGAAUGUUGGCUCCUGUGUCUGUGAGAAUUAUGGACCAAAUGGUGGGCUUGCUUUGGUCUCUCCUUUCCCUAGCUUGAAACUGCUUGGCUCUUUUUUGCUUUGUACUUAUCGUGUACAUGUACCAUAGACCUUGGACCAUGAAGUUUGUUUAUUGUGGCAAUGCUCUUUAUAGCUUGUACUAUAGAGGUUGUCUACUCCUUUUCUGUAUUUUUAUCUAAGGUUAGUGAAUUUCUGUGGUAGGUUUUAUGUUGGCAAA
Messenger RNA from Alnus glutinosa, 1468 nucleotides. RefSeq lists its product as uncharacterized. The transcript is spliced from 4 exons. The record is from RefSeq and is a predicted model, not a curated record. NCBI's taxonomy places the organism in Eukaryota, Viridiplantae, Streptophyta, Magnoliopsida, Fagales, Betulaceae. The coding region runs from base 192 to 1289 and encodes 365 amino acids.